AUGAAGGAGCGUCCGACCAAUGACAAGAUGCGUGGCGGGCUCUGCGACCCUGAGUCGCGCUAUGAAUACACCAACCAUCUCGCUAUCAUGAACCAGCAGGCGCAGUGGGUCCUCAAAAACAUUCGACCAGACGCAAACCUGCCAUACUAUGACACGGUAGCCUAUGACGACAAUGGGGACCUCAUCAUGCCACCCUCCGACGUCCGUUGUCCAACAGUCCAGUCUUCCUGA
Molecule: messenger RNA, 231 nt
Organism: Penicillium samsonianum
Lineage: Eukaryota; Fungi; Ascomycota; Eurotiomycetes; Eurotiales; Aspergillaceae
Exons: 1
Coding region: 1-231 (76 amino acids)
Source: RefSeq, a predicted model, not a curated record